This is a messenger RNA of Porites lobata, 419 nucleotides long. The record is from the annotation of a GenBank genome assembly. Lineage: Eukaryota; Metazoa; Cnidaria; Anthozoa; Scleractinia; Poritidae.
AUGUCGAGAUUAGAAUUUAGUGGAGCUGAAGGCCCGUCCAAGGAAGGUUAUGAAGAGUCAUCUACCAGAGCAACAUUACACUUCGAAGCGAUUUUGAAGGGUUACCACGAGUGCCAUUUCAGUGUCUCGAAUGGAGAUCAAUUUGAAAUUCGUUGUAAGAUUGGAGAAAAAGGGCGAGCCUUUGAAGUUUUAAGCGAUGAUGGGCGGCUAGGACACCUACAAAAAGAGCUAGUACCUAUACUUUGGAAUUUGGUUAGAUCUGUUGUGCUUAAAUGGUAAAUAUACCCGGGUAUAUUUUGAUGUCUUGGCUUAAAAUUUCCAGGAAAUUAGUUCAACCGUAAAGACCUUUGGACUUUUUCAUCUUUUGCAGCAUUGUUAUUGGAAGCCCCUUUUGCAGAUCCAGGAGGAAGAUGUCGUAG